AUGUGGUCGACUGCGAAGAUUUCCAUCUUGUUCUUCUUAGGUGUUAUCCUGCUCGGAAAUGUAACGCCGGGCCUCGCUUUAGUCCGUCGCUACAAGUUUGUCCUGGGAAAUUCUGCACACACAAGGCUAUGCACGAACAAGACAAUGCUAACGAUAAACGGACAGUUCCCCGGGCCAACUAUAUAUGCUAGAAAAGGAGACUUGGUCAUAGUCGAUCUUUAUAACCGCGCUAGCCACAAUAUUACCAUCCACUGGCAUGGAGUGAAGAUGCCUAGGUAUCCAUGGUCAGACGGGCCAGAGUAUGUUACACAGUGUCCGGUUAGUCCGGGUACGAAGUUUAGUCAACGGAUUGUAUUAUCGGAUGAAGAAGGAACUCUAUGGUGGCAUGCUCACAGUGAAUGGUCUAGAGCUUCUGUAUAUGGUGCUCUCAUUAUUUUACCCCUCAAAAAUGAAACUUACCCUUUCCCUAAACCUCAUGCUGAAGUCCCACUCCUACUAGGAAGUUAUGGAGGAAUUUCUUGCUAG
Molecule: messenger RNA, 525 nt
Organism: Erythranthe guttata (spotted monkey flower)
Lineage: Eukaryota; Viridiplantae; Streptophyta; Magnoliopsida; Lamiales; Phrymaceae
Source: RefSeq, a predicted model, not a curated record